This is a messenger RNA of Scatophagus argus, 6204 nucleotides long. Its product is annotated as adenylate cyclase type 2-like. The transcript is spliced from 26 exons. Gene Ontology annotation, biological process: adenylate cyclase-inhibiting G protein-coupled receptor signaling pathway; cAMP biosynthetic process; adenylate cyclase-activating G protein-coupled receptor signaling pathway. The record is from RefSeq and is a predicted model, not a curated record. Gene Ontology annotation, molecular function: adenylate cyclase activity. Bases 1500 to 5399 code for a protein of 1299 amino acids. NCBI's taxonomy places the organism in Eukaryota, Metazoa, Chordata, Actinopteri, Scatophagidae.
UUAUCUUUACAAAGGUUUAACUUAACUUUCUGUGCUCCAAAUGCCACGCUGGAGUCCAACCCCGGCGAUGUUCAGCCGCCCUGUCGCAGCUGUUUCGGCUCUUUGAGCUCUUUUUAUGGACGUUAAACAAGUCAAAUCAUAAUAACUUUUGAGCUGAGCGUUAAUAAUUAAUUAACGCUGCCAUGCAGCGUUAGGAAACACACCACACAAAAAGACCUUUAGAAGGAUUUUUUUUAAAGAUGAGUGAGGACUCCAUUCAUGGUUAUCGAUAAGCCGAUUAGCUGAUCUGAUUAUUAUUAAAGUUCAGGUCGGCUGAUAAGACAGCUUUGUUAGGACACUCAUUCAGUUUUUCGCCAUUGUUGAUAACAUCUUUUGGCUUAAAUCCCCCUCCGUAUUCCAUCCGCAUUGAUCCAAGGAGCCAAUGACUCGUCCUUCUCAGAUAUGAGGGCUUGCUCAUGAUGACCUACACAUUUUCGGAUUUCAAAAUGCCAGUCCAAAAAAACAAGUAAUUGGAGGACUUCAUCAAGGGGCUCCAUUUCACACAUAUUUAAGCACAAACACUGUAUUUAAUGUCAAGACUACAGAUAUUUUAAGUAGUACAGAAGGAAAGCUGCAGUCCAAGCUUAAAGUACAGCAGGAAAUGUUAGGCAGUGUCUGUAAUUUGAAAAUAUGCCACUCUGAAAGUCAAUCUAUCUGCGUCCACCUUGAUUUAAACUGGGGAAGCGCUGAGGAAACUGGUGCAUUUAAAAUGGGUUCAGUCAAAACAAAUGAAAAUGCAACGAUCCUGGUUUGGUACUGGUCUAAAGAGGUCUGAGCUGGUUUUGGAAAACCCCUCUUCGUUUUGCAAACUGUUUAACAGCAGAACAGAGUAGUGAAACCACGAGACAGGGAAAAAAGGAAGCCAGAGGAACAGCAGUUCACUCAAGCGAGGGCAGUAGAUGUGCUGUCAUUACCACAGAAGUGCGUCGUCUUAAAAAUACCAAACAAAACACCGGAUUGUUAUCAUGUGAUGUGAAAAGGGGCACAGCAUAAUGUCAAUCAAGAGAGACGAUCCAGCAUGGACCAGCACUCGUUAAAGGAGAUUAUGCUGUGGUUUAAGAGUCCUUCUCUGGACUGGGACCUUGACGGAUCUGCCUAACCUCCCGUGUCACAGUCUUCACCAUCGUCAUAAUUUAUUUUGAUAUCUUUUUACCUGUAGGACAGUGUUCAGAACAGAGGAGCUGGACUCUCACUGGAACAGACUGAAAAUUCCCUGAUUUUUUUUUUUGUUUGUUUGCUUUUGUUUUGUUUUCAUUAAUUUAUUGUGACAUGCAGACGCGGGCAGAAGUUGUCCCUGCUGCACGGACACAGACAGCACCUGACAACAGCGAGGUAAAGGUGUAAACGCGAUUCUAGAGUGCACUCAUCAAGCAGACAAGCUGACCGAGAGACAGACAGCCAGAAAAAGCAAAGUGACAAGCUGAUAGACGGUGAAAUUCGUCACACUCGCACGGGUCGCCAUGCCAGAGUCACAAGGUUUUCACCAAAACGGGACGCCUGGGGAAGAAGGCUCACAAGGGUCUUUAGUGCCAAACAUUAUGGUCAUCUCCAGCGAUGGGAAGAGCAGAAUCUCUGGAGGAAAUGUCCUGGAGCUCGACGACUUCAGCGAAACAACAAACGGGAUGAAACCACCCAGACAAAGCGAUGGCGUUGACAUUUUGCAAGCUGGACCCUGUGAAUCCCAGGUUUCCGUAGAGGUGGGUGUGGUGAAAGCAAUGCAGGUCCCUGAACCUCUCGAGGCCAGUUCUAUGUUCAAGGGGACAGGUGUGACCCCACAGGCCACGGAUCUCGAUGUCCUGGUCAACUCAUCCUCUGAUAGGCUACAGGCUGACAUUGCAGCCUCUCUGCAAAUGAACGGCGGCAGCGACUCUGACUACAGCAGCACUAAGUCCAGCCCGGGUUACGCUUGCACCAGUUUCAGCACCGACCUCUGCGACGAAGAGUUACUUGAACUUGAUGGGAGCUCUUUUGAAAAGACGAACCCUGUGUCUUCUGUCAGUUUCCCCGAACCCAGUUCAGACGCUUCUCAUUCGAACAGAAACGGCAACAGUAGUCCGCACGGUGACGGACGCAUUUCCAAAAGCGACUUGGCUGAGAAACCAAAAGCACAAAACUCGCUCAGUGACAGCGUGCCCACGCUCCACCAAGCACGGGACAGCAUCGACGUGAGGUGGGACGACGAGGACAGGGACGAGGACCAGCAAAGCACCCAUUCCAGGCGGACUUUGAAAGAGGGGAUGUGUUGCUGCUACCAGGCGUGCCACAGGGCUUUUCUGCAGUGCGUGGAGGAGACCCCGGCCAUGUUGUCUGGACUGGUGCUGUCACUGGCCUUCUGUGUGGCCAUCAUCGUCCUCAUCCCCACCACAGGAAGGAACAUCGAUGUCCAUGUCGGUGCUCUGUCUGUGGUGUGUGUGGUUCUCUGUCUGAGUGCCGUCCUGCUCGUCUGCCUGCCCUGGCUGGCCACGGUGAGGCGCUGUGGAGGAGCCCUGGCCCUCUUCGUGUGGGGGACGCUUUACGUCACUGCCAUCGUCUUCAUCUUCACCGGAGGUCCUGUGACAACGUGGGAGCAGGUGGCGUUUUUCCUCUUCCUCUCGCUGAGUGUGUACACAGUGCUGCCUCUCUCUAUGGCCUGGGCCCUCAUGGUCGGGAUUGGGACCAGUGUUUCACACAUCAUCAUCAUCAGCGUCUAUGUCCCCGUCACGAGCCCGGAGACGCCGGACCUGGUUGAGCAGCUGGUGGCGAACGCUGUGCUGUUUGUGUGCGUGAACUGCGUCGGGAUUUUCCACCUGUGGAUGACCGAGCACGAUCUCAGGAUAUCCAAUCAGAAGAGAGAGGAGUUCAGCGCCAUUCGCUCGCAGAAGGAAAUAAGGAAAUAUCAGCAGGAGCGGCUCCUCCUGUCGGUGUUGCCACGGUACAUCGCCAUGGAGCUGAAAACGGAGGUGAUAAAGAGGCUCUCCAAGCCCAAGAGCAACGAGGAGAACGAAUCCAAGAUCCACAACUUUCACAGCCUCUACAUACGGCAGCACAAAGACGUCAGCAUCCUGUAUGCAGACAUUGUGGGCUUCACAAAGCUGGCGAGUACCUGCUCACCAGAGGAGCUGGUCGCCGUCCUCAACAAGCUCUUCGGCAGGUUCGAUGACAUCGCCAAGAAGAAUGGGUGUCUUCGCAUUAAGAUCUUGGGCGACUGCUAUUACUGCGUAUCUGGUCUGCCUGACCCCAUCCCCACCCACGCCAAGAACUGUGUUCAGAUGGGACUGGACAUGUGCACUGCCAUCAGUAAACUGCGAGAGGCGACGGGGGUCGAGAUCAGCAUGCGGGUGGGCGUCCACACUGGCAACGUGCUCUGUGGUGUGAUCGGCUUGCAGAAGUGGCAGUAUGACGUGUGGUCACAUGACGUUACGUUAGCCAAUCACAUGGAGUCUGGAGGCCUUCCUGGGCGAGUCCACAUCACAGAGGAGACCCUGCAGCACUUGAAUGGAGUGUAUCACGUGGAGGAGGGGAACGGAGGCAGUCGGGAUCCUCUUCUUACAGGGAGAAAAACCUACCUGGUGAUUGACCCCCGCAAUCCGGACAGCAUUUCCAGGAGACCUAAACUGCCAAACACUCUCGCGGCAGGAGAGAACAGGCAGCGGGCGUCGGUCCGGAUGUCCCAGUACCUGCAGUCCUGGAGGACCAUCCACCCCUUCGCAGACCUAAGCAACCCUGACGCUAAACCUUCCAAGAAGGCGGUCAUCCCCACCAGUGUUGUCAUGAACCUGUCUGCUGAAAAGCCUCCAUGUCAGAACAACGCCUGUUUGGUUGUGGAUAACGGUGUUCGGGGAUCACUGGACACGAUAGACACUGCAGGGAGGAGAUUAAAGAGGCUCAACUGUUUGACUCUGCUGUUCAACGACCUGAGCCUGGAGAGACAGUUUCGCCUUUCGGAAGUGAAGGGUUUGCACCACUCAAUGAGCUGUGUAGCUUUAAUCUUCGUCACGCUUUUCGCCGUCCAGAUGCUUGUUUCUCAGAAUAACUUUGAGAUGGCUGUGUCGUACGGCGCGACCUUCCCUGUGCUGGUUCUGCUCCUGUCCAUCGCUUUCACCGGCUACUUGGAGAAGUGGCGUUCAAAGAUGCCGUUGAGCGUCCAGUGGAUAUCAGGACUGUCCCGCGGCGUCUCCUCCAGGGCGGCGCUGCGAGUCUUUGUGGUGUCCCUCUGUGUGCUCAUCACUCUGCUCAUGGCCGUCCUCAACUUUUUCUUCCUCCCAGGAAACAACUGCACGGCAAUCACCAACAGGACAGAGCUGGAGGGUCUCAGACUCUACACUGUGCCUUACUACCUGUACUGCUGCCUGCUGGCCAUGCUGGGAGUGAUCGUGUUCGUCAGGACGUGCAUGUCAGUGAAGGCGCUGCUGCUCACCCUGGCGGUGGUGGUUUACUUGGCCCUCUUCCUCCACGUUUACGCCCCGAGGUCGUACUGCCUCGUCGACCUGCUUUACAACGACACCAAGCCGGGAGUGCUGAAGGACCCUCAGAUCAUGUCCGGGGUCUGGCUGGUCAUCUUUUACAUUGUAUGCCUCAUACUGGCCAGACAGGAUGAGCUGGGUUGCCGUGUGGACUUCCUGUUGGAGCGUUGUUUCCAGACGGAGCGAGAGGAGAUGGAGACCAUGGAGAACGUCAACAAGCUCCUCCUUCAGAACGUGCUGCCGCUCCACGUCGCCUCCUUCUUCAUGGGAAAACAUAUUCGCAACCAGGACCUGUACAGUCAGUCAUAUGACUGUGUGUGCAUAAUGUUCGCCUCGGUGCCCCAGUUCAAAGAGUUUUACAGCGAGAGCAGCGCCAACAGGGACGGUCUGGAGUGUUUGCGCUUCCUCAAUGAGAUCAUAUCAGACUUUGAUGAGCUUCUCUCAAAGCCCAAAUUUUCUUCAGUGGAGAAGAUUAAGACCAUCGGCAGCACGUACAUGGCUGCCGCCGGGCUCACACACUCGCCUCUGGGGGACGAAAGAAAGAAAGUUGAGAUGUCCUACAGUCAUGUGCGCUCCAUGGUGGAGUUUGCCAUCGCUCUGAUGGGCAAACUCGAACUUAUCAACACACACUCUUUCAACAGCUUCAAACUCAGGAUAGGAAUAAACCAUGGUCCGGUGAUUGCUGGAGUGAUUGGAGCUCAUAAACCUCAGUAUGAUAUCUGGGGGAACUCUGUAAACGUGGCCAGCAGGAUGGAUAGCACAGGAGUACUGGACAAGAUACAGGUGACGGAGGAGACAGCCCAGAUGGUCGAGAGUGUGGGAUACGGCGUCACUCUCAGAGGAGUAAUCAACGUCAAAGGCAAAGGGGAACUCACCACCUACUUUGUUAACACGGACCACUCGUCUCCUCACUUCUGACCUCCACGGCCGACUCUUGCACGGACUUAAACUCGACGCUCGGAACUGGAUGCAAAAUUAGCUGCAAAUGCUAGUGAGUGUUCGUUUUAUUGGUGUGCCAGACGUGCCGGCCUUGUGAACUAACCUGACACUACUUGAGCCAUUCUGGUCGGCCAUUAGGGUAAACAUAAUCAGUGGUAAGGACUACUGGAUGUUGACCCAGGCCUCUGCACUGACUUGAUGCUCAUACAGAGAUGUAGCACUACAGGGUAUCACCUGCUGAUCGUUCACAUCUGCGGAGGAGCUGCCUUUGUCUUUCGGAUGAGACGCUAAAUACAAUCCUGACUGGUUAAAUGAAGACUACUCCUGGCAACUGGAAGCUUUCUACUCAUGGACUAUUUAAUGGCAAACCAUGUUGCUUAUUGUAUCUGUAUUUUAUCUCGGUUAUCAUGUGAAACUGACAUUUGGCAUCCCACAUGUUCCACUGUACCGUUCUGGGAACUUACAAUUGGAAAUUUUUUGUGUUUUUCGGUACACUUGACAUGGCUGAAUCGCAUCCACUGUCCAACAGUGUUCGUGUAUCACUAAUUUAUAUAAAAUAAGGUAUCCAUCUGAGUUGUACCACAAAUUAAUGUAUUUUAUGAAUAGAAGUAGAAGUAGCUUGUCCCUCAAAUAAGCACAUUAACAUUUUUUGCAGUUUAUUUUAUUUUUCGGCUUUCCCAUUUGCAAAACAGCAUUUAUGCUUUGGCUCAGCUUUGUGUGUGUGUGUGUGUGAGAGAGAGUAUGUUGGUACAUUACAUUCAUUAAAUGUAGGACACUUGGGGAA